Tremella mesenterica DSM 1558 is the source of this 2061-nucleotide messenger RNA. RefSeq lists its product as uncharacterized. NCBI's taxonomy places the organism in Eukaryota, Fungi, Basidiomycota, Tremellomycetes, Tremellales, Tremellaceae. The transcript is spliced from 7 exons. Gene Ontology annotation, biological process: long-chain fatty-acyl-CoA metabolic process; long-chain fatty acid metabolic process. The coding region runs from base 1 to 2061 and encodes 686 amino acids. The record is from RefSeq and is a predicted model, not a curated record. Gene Ontology annotation, molecular function: long-chain fatty acid-CoA ligase activity. Gene Ontology annotation, cellular component: endoplasmic reticulum; lipid droplet; plasma membrane.
AUGGCUCCCCGCAAACGUCAUGAAGCCGCGUCGUGGGAGGUAGACGCUGACAGGCCAAAACCCGAUGGUGAGACCAGGGCUAGGAGGUCGUACUGCAUCAAAGAGCUUGUCACUCAACCCGCGCCCGGUAUCGACACCGUCAACGACAUCAUGCAGUAUGCCGUCAAGACUCAUGGCAACCGUAAUGCUUUCGCCGGUCGUGAUAUCGAUCGAAUGAUUUCCGAGGAAAAAGAAGUGACAAAAAUCAUCGGUGGCAAGGAGGUCAAGCAGAAGAAGACGUGGACUUAUUACAAGCUCAAGCCAUUCGACUGGAUGGGCUAUGUAGAUGCUUACGAACGUGUCAAACAGAUCGCCAGUGGGUUGCGGGAACUGGGUUUGGGUUCCGAGGGAGAGACAUUCUUCAACAUAUACGGGUCCACCAGUCGCGAUUGGAUGCUCGUCGCUCAGGCGUGUGCUUACUCCGCCGUACCCAUCUGCACGGCCUACGACUCUCUCGGGCCCGACGGUCUCGCCCAUUCUCUCAAUGAGACCGAAGUCCGAAGCAUGUUCACCAAUGCGGACCUGUUGGGAACGCUCGCCAAGAUCAUCAGCAAAUGUCCCACAGUCAAAACAGUGAUCUACAAUGGCAAAGCUGAAGACAAGGACCUCGCCGCUCUUCAAUCGGCCAAGGAAGACCUUAAGAUCAUCACAUUGGACGAGGUCAUCGAGCUGGGUAAGAAAAACCCUAAGGAAGCCAUCAAAGCAAAACGGGAAGAUGUCUAUUGUUGCAUGUACACUUCGGGUUCUACCGGUACGCCGAAGGGAGUGCUUCUGACACAUGGCAAUGUCUGUGCUGCCGUCGGAUCUGUCUGGACCCUUCUGUACGAACAGCUCACGCCUAACGACUCGUACCUUGCUUUUUUGCCUCUUGCUCACAUUCUCGAGUUCGUCGUCGAAAUGUCUUUCGUCUUUGCCGGUCUGCCCAUCGGAUAUGGUCGAGUCAAAACUCUAUCUGAUGCCAGCGUCAGAGAGUGCAAGCCUGAUAUCUUGGAGUUCAGACCGAGUAUUCUCGUCGGCGUCCCCGCCGUAUGGGAAACCAUCCGCAAAGGUAUCCUGACCAAGGUCGAGCACUCUGGCGCAGCAAAGAAAUCCGUUUUCAACUUUGCACUCCGGGCCAAACAAUACGCUCAGCAGUACUUCAUCCCCUUCCUUGGCCCCAUCACCGACAAAGUUGUCUUCGAUCAGGUCCGAGCGCAAACUGGGGGCAGGUUGAAGAUCAUGUUCAAUGGGGGAGGACCUGUGUCGACCUCAACUCAGCAGUUCCUCUGCACCGCUUUAGUGACGAUGAUCCAAGGGUACGGUUUGACAGAGACUACUGCCAUGGCAUGCAUCCUGAACCCAGAUUGGAUGCAGUAUGGAGCCGUCGGUGGGCCAGUGCCAGCAGCGGAAAUCAAGCUAGUCGAUGCCAAAGAGGCGGGUUAUUUCUCCACCAACAGUCCUCCUCAAGGAGAGAUCUGCGUACGUGGACCGGCCGUCUUUUCCGGUUACUACAAACGACCCGAUCUCGAUGCAGAGGCCUUCACCUCUGAUGGAUGGCUGAGGACUGGUGAUGUAGGACAGUGGAACAAGGACGGAACAAUCAGCAUCAUCGAUCGUCUCAAAAACCUGGUCAAACUUCAAAGUGGAGAAUACAUUGCCAUUGAAUAUCUCGAGAGCAUUUACAAAUCCUGUCCCAUCAUGGCUAACGGUUGUAUAAUCGCUAAUGGCGACCACAGCCAACCGAUGAUGGUCGUUGUUGCCCAUCCUGUGAAUCUGCCGACGUUCGCGAAGAAGAAUGGUCUGGGCAAGGGUGAAGACAUUGAGGAGCUAUGCAAAGAUGAGGCGGUUGUGGAAGCUGCGCUAGCCGAGUUGAAUGCUAUUGGACGUAAAGCGGGAUUGAAGGGGAUGGAACUACUGGAGGCGAUCGUUCUCACAGCGGAUGAGUGGACUCCAGAGUCUGGGUUUUUGACAGCUGCUCAGAAAUUGCAACGCAGAUACAUUGAGAAGCACUAUGCCGACCGUAUCAAGGUAGUAUACACUUGA